UUCAUCUGACAAGAGGCAAGAUGGCGACAGGUGGCAGAGCCGCGGAGGAUCUGCAGCGGGGCCUUCUGCAGAUGCCGCUCCCCGCGCAGCCUAUGGCCCAGGCUGAGGAAGCCCAGGGCACAGGAGAGAAGAUGGGCUGGGCGCAGGUAGUAAAGAACCUGGCGGAGAAGAAGCACGACUUCCGCGAGCAGUGGCGGGCAGAAGAGAGGGGCAGAGGUGCAGGCGGCAGGCUGGGCAGCCCCGCGGGCCUGGCCGCUCCGAACCCCGGCAACUUCCCACCUGCCGGCCGCGGGGACCCAAGGGGCUGCGGUAGAGACCCUGCGGGCUACGCGGCAGAAGUUUGCAGGAUGAAAGGAGCUGGAGACGCGAAUCAGAGGAAGAUGGCCGAGGUGGCGGUGGCGGCGGCGGCCAUGGCGUCCCCUGCCAGGCCUGGUGCGACCAAAGACGCCACUGCGGAGAGACUGCUGCAGGAUGAGCCUCCAGCUGCCUGUCCUGGUAAGGGCCGCUUCCUUGUGCGCAUCUGUUUCCAGGGAGAAGAGAGUGCCUGUCCGACCCGGGAUUUCGUGGUGGGUGCUCUCAUCAUGCGCUCCAUCGGCAUGGACCCCGGGGAUAUCUAUGCUGUCAUCCAGAUCCCUGGCAGCCGCGAGUUCCACGUGAGCUUCAGAUCUGAAGACAAGCUUGCCCUGUUUCUCCGCAUCUAUGAGGAAAAGCGGGAGCUGGACGACUGCUGGGAGAACUUUGUGGUGUUGGGGCAGAGCAAGUCCGGCUUGAAGACCCUCUUCAUCCUGUUCCGGAAUGAGACUGUGGAUGUGGGGGAUAUCGUGACCUGGCUCAAGCGCCACUGCGAUGUGCUGGCCUUGCCAAUGAAAGUGACUGACAGGUUUGGGAUCUGGACUGGGGAGUACAAGUGCGAGAUCGAGCUGCGCCAGGGGGAGGGCGGACUGAGGCACCUGCCUGGCUCCUUCUUCUUGGGAACAGAGAGGGGCUACAGUUGGUACAAGGGGCAGCCCAAGACCUGCUUCAAAUGUGGUUCCCGAACCCACAUGAGCAGCACCUGCACGCAGGACAGGUGUUACAGGUGUGGGGAGGAGGGGCACAAGAGCCCUUACUGCAGGAAGGUCAUCAUGUGCAACCUCUGUGGCAAGGGAGGACACAUGUUUGCCCAGUGUCCCAAAGCAGCUCACAAUUCCAUGCGCUUCUGCCUGCCAGGUUGAACACACAGCCAGCUUACCCUUAAGUGCCAAAACAUUUUUUUUUCUUUAAGACCAUUUUUCUGUUUUUUGGAAGGAGAUAUUUCUAAAACUUAACAGAGAUAUUCUCUCUAUGCCUUUUUAAAACCACGUGUGCUCCUUGUCAGCCUAUUUAAAAAGGACUAUUCAGAACUGUAGUGUGCAGAUAUGUUGCCUGACACCUCCGCAUUUUUUUCCCAUUUUGCAUUAGUUUUGGUACUUUCAUCCACACCCUGUCCCCCUCUGUAAUUUUUACUACCUCCGGCUUCAUCCAUGUCUCAUUAGAAUAUUUUUGCCCUUUGAGCUGCCUGGCUCAGUUUUAUGCCUCAGCCCUGUGUACAGGGCUCAAUGCAGGAUAGGCAUUCAACCAAGUGUUUAUUGAAUCGAAAAUGUCGUCGACUAGCUCUGUCUAGAGUGCCUACCUUGUGCAGCUCUCCGCUGGGAUCUUUUCAUUUGCUGCUUCUAUGUGAUAUGAAAAUUUGUGAAAACCGUGUUGCUGGAAGUGUGUAAUCCGAAUAAGCUCUGAAAGGUGGCCAAGGGCCUCUCAUAGCAUUUAAACCUAUCUCCUUUGUGACAGUUCCUUUUGACUCAGAAGCCAUAUUUCUGUAGGAGUGUGGAGCCUAGGCAGUUCUUCUGGGAAACACCCAAGAGAUGGUGUUUGUUGGAUUUUCUUUGGGGGAGGUUGUUUUUGUUUUGUGUAUUGAUUUGAGUCAGGGUCUCACUGUGUAGUCCUGAAUGGAUUGGAAUUGCCUGCAUUCCUGGACCAGGCUGGCUUCAAACUUACAGUGAUCCUCUCAAUUCUGCCUCCUUGAAGGAUUUUUUAAAUUAACCCCUUGAUUUUCCAGCAGAUGAAAUGAAUCCGAAGUUAAAUGACUGGGUCAAAGUAAACAGUGGUGCGGUGCCUCAGACUGUCCACAGUAGAAUCCACUGCCCCCUUGCCUGAUACUUAUCCCACUACCUCUCACACUUCACAGCAGUCUCCUUGACAAUGGUGGGCCUGGGAAAUCUCUCUCCAGGGGGAUAUUCCCAGCAUGAAGCUGAGACACCAUCCCCUGAAAGAGCAGAAAGGAAGCUUGUCUUGCCACUUCAUAGUAAGGGACCUAGGGAAAGGACCAGUGAACACACUGCAGGCUGCAUGCAUGCAUCAGUCCUUGGAGUGAGUACCACGUCUUAAAUGUUCCACUGUCAAUGUCAGCAGUGAGAAAUGGUUGCCCUCAGGAAAGAAACUUGACAGAUUUUUACAUUUGCACCUCUGCCUCAUCUACUAGGAACCCCAGGGAAUUUAGAGAGAGCUGAUUUGAAACCUUUGACCUCUGAUGCUCAGGAGAAAGGUGGUUUUAACCCAGAAGCAUGAGUGAGCUGUAAACUGGAAAAUGUUCUUGGGGAAACAGGCCAAGGGAUAGGGCCUGGGUCAACUAAGUGUUACCAAGUUAAAGUGAAAGACAGUAAACUGCUUUUUUUCAGUUUUUGUCUUCUCUUUGCAGUUUUGCUGUUUUCUUGUGGCUUAGAAUGUAAGAACAGUUGUUCAGAUUUGUUCUCAAUAAAUAUUUAUCUUUUUUGCCCACAAAAAAAUGUUGAGUUGUGUGGAUUUAUAAGGUAGUCAUACACAUGACAUUGUAAAUACACAGCAGUUUCUGCAAGUGUGGAGUUCUGUAAUAGUGCUGGAAAAUGAUGUCAUUUUUGGAGAGUUACAACUAAGAUUGCCUGUGGAUAUAAGGAUAGAUAUAGAGAACACUAUUUGAAAUGACAUGCCUUCAAAGAUGUUUCCCAAAAAGGACUGCCUCUGGGUUCAAUAUUUCUGAGCCUAAUGCAUCAGGCUAUGUUAACACACUGGGAAUAAUUUUUCCUCAUUUAAAUUAUAUAUGCCUCUUUAAUCAAAAAAACUUGAAGUAUCAAUUCAUGUCUGUGGGAAACAAGGAUAUCAUACCCUAGGAUAUGCUAAUUCCUGACAAGUUUUUACAUUUGAAGUUGGUGGUACAAUCAUUAAGUCUCCCAUGAUGUUUUUUACUUGUGUUAGUUGUGAUUUUGAUAUGAACAGAGCAUGAUGAUGAUGAGUAAAAUAAUAGCUGUAUUAGCGGUUCAGAGGACUGACUCUAAGAACAAAUCAAUGUAAAAUUUAGUUUAAAAGACAAAUUAUCAAGAAGAACAAUGAUAGAUUGUAAUAUAAUGGAAUUUUGAUGUUUUAUUUAGAACAGACUCCUCAGCAUUGUUCGUUUUUGUAUAUGUUGUGAUUAAAACAGCAACAACAACAGUAACACUUGAUUUAUGCUUAGGUUUUAUUUAAGCAUUCCGAAAUCAAAUGUUGAAACUGAACGAGUGCAAGCACCAAUUCAUAGACAUAGAAAGUUGUUCAGUAGGUGCUUACAUUAGGGAAUAUCUGUGUGUUUUUUGACAAAUAUCUGUUUUGGUAUAUUUUGCUUAUUUGCUUAUUUGCUUCUAAUAAGUAAAGCCUAGUAGAAGAGUCCUUCAGCAAUCUCGCUGUUGAAAAGAUGAUUUCCUAGAUUCUAAUUCCAGAAUAUAUAUAUGCCUGAAAAGUCAGGCAUACUAACAUCAUCAUCCAAUCAAAGAACAUGAGGCAUAUGUCAUGUGAGUAAUAUCAUGGAGUUUUCCUGGCUAGCUUGUUUAACAUGUUUGGCAAAUUCUCCCCUUGUGUGAAAAACAAUGUCAUUCUAACAUUGCUAAAACUCUUGAGCAUGCAACUGAUAUUUGAUGGAAUUUUUAGCACCAUUGUAUCAGCUGAGUGUACAUACAAAAUUGUUUCAUUAUGAAGCAAACCAGUGUACUACUGCAUGCUGAAGAAGGGUCAUUAAACAAAUAUUGUCAGAGUGACAUAUACUAUUUUAUGUGCUGAUGAAGAGGGAAAGGCAGAAUUUAGCAUGUGUGCUAGCUUUGAGUGUCUGUCCAUGUUCUAAUUGAUGGUCCCACAGAAAAGAAAACACAGGGGCUUUCCCGGAACUCAGAUGCCACACAAAAGAGAGUACCUAUAUAUCUAAGGACAGAAUAUUCAUGAUGAUGUUUCAAGCAGAAUUCUGCUAGGGGAAAUGCAAAGGAUUUUGAAUAUUUUUAAAAUAGCUAUAUUUGUAUAUGAAUAAUGAUCAAAGUAUUUUGUGAGUAUUUAUUGAACUUUGAAUCCAAAAGGAAUGCUAUAUGCAUGCAGAUAUAUGUGGAACCACACAUGAAUGCACAUAUGGAAAGGAGAAAUUUUAAAAAGUAUAGAAGGAUUAUGAAUAUUACACUUUAAUAUAAAAACCUCAAAUAUUACAUAAUCAUUAGGACACAGUAAGUUAGCAUAUCCAAACUGCCUGUGUUCAGAGUAUUUCGGUCAUUAUUAUACAUACAUACACAUACAUGUAUAUCUAAAAUAUAUUUAUUGGAGGGUAAAAUUCAGGAAUCUAUAGUUGCAGUCAGGAAAUGACAUGACAUAUCAAAAACUGUCAGCAGGAAGCUGCAGUCCUCAGGACAGAAUCACAAUCAGGCAGGAGCAGGCAGAAAGAGAGGGUGGAAUGUAUGUAGCCAGAAACCUAACCCAAAUAAUGGAUGUAGGAUUGUCUCCUAGUUGGAAGGGGCUGGUAUUUUUGUUUUGUUUUGUUUCAUUCAUUUUGUUUGUUUGUUUGUUUUGAUAAUUGGAGUCAUAGCACAGAGUAAAUUGACCUUUUUUUUCCUGCACACAUUCAAUUCCACUGCUUCAGUGGCACCACAUGUACAUUUAUGUGGGAAGGAGAAAUGAAACAGCAUCUCUGAUAGAGAUCUCCAAGGUUACCACAGGAUUUGCCUGCUUUGAUGGAACUAAGAUCAUUGUCCUUAUUGGUUCUUAUUCCGGCCUCAAUUUGAAUGCACACAAUCCUUCAAUCAGAAGCAAGGAGUGCAAAUAAAAGUGUCUAAGGUACUGCUUCUUACCAGUCAGGCUCUUGCUAUACUCCAAAACAGACUUGGUCCUGAGUAUAACCAAAGACUGACUCUAUAUUGGCCCAGAAAAGGCAGACUGCUCCUGACAUCUACAGGAGACACAGCCCAUUCAGUUUAGCAAAGUCAGGAUUGUUUGACUUGAAGGACGACAGCUCUGAGGCUCCUGAUCCUGUCACCUGUGCAGCAAGUGGGAUCCUGCUUCUGAACAUACAGCUUCUUUUUAAAGAUGUGACAUCCCAGUCUCAGUCUAAAAGUGUUGCACUAUAAGCAAGGAAGUUAAUCCAAUUCAGGAUUUACUACCUGACACAGGAAAAGAGACUCCUACUCUUUUCUAUCCUAGGGGGAUGCACUGUGAGAAUAGCUAUGGUACUGCCACUUUUAACCAGGUACCUAGAGUUGCUGUAAGUAUCAAGCAAUAACUGUUCCACACAUCACCCUUUCUGUCACUAGAUUCUCUGGAUAGACAAUAAAGAAUUUUACUUGAAAUGAAAUUUACUUGUUAUAAUCCUUUUGCCAUUUAGGGUCUCAGGGGAUCAACUUUCUAUUAUGGGUGGGCAUUGUUAAUUUCUUUUGACAUAUAGGAACUCUUGGACAUGAUUUUUUUCCUAGUCAGCCCAUUCCUCUCUAUGACGUCAGGCGAGGCAUGAACUUUGUUGGAAAUCAGUUAUUUAUUUUUAGUGACAGUGAGGUAUUGCAUUCUUCCCAUGAGAGUAGUAAGAACCAAGAUUUCUUUCAUCUUGUAUCUGGUAUUUUCAUAUGUUUAGUAUCUUUGAACACCUUAUCUUGUGUCUGAAAACUCACAUUGUGAAUUUCUAUGAGGAAUAGGAAAUUCGAGACUGGAAAAUUUUGUCACUUUGGAAUGAUCCCUCUGCUCUGAAUCUGUUAUAAUCUUUCUGGAGCCUUUUAAACAUAGAUACUUGAGGCUUGAGUUCAGCAUCAUUAAAAAACCAUUUCAUAUCAUAACAUAGUUUCCCAAAGCCUCUAAGUGUCUAUAGAAAGAGACCCCUGCAUGUCAUUGUGUUAAUUUCCUAUUAAUACGAAAAGAAAUAUCUGAGACGAGGGUCAAGUGAUAACCAAACAUAUCAGCUUAUCACUAUGUCUUCAGGACUCACUUUAUUUCAACUUGACUUCAGUUGAAAAAGGCAAAUAAUGGAUAUAGUUCUCUCACAAUUGUAGUCUCAUGGUCUUGGGCCUUUUAUAAGUGUAGGGCAUUUAUUCACCCCAUGGAAUUAAUCGUAAUCCUUGCAUGUAAUUAAUUACCUUUAUUAAAUAUAGGCCACUAUGGCAAAAGUAGAAAACAUUAGAGGUCUAUUCAACAUGUGCUGUUUUAUGUCACAUUGUUCAUGAGCAUGAGACACUUUGUUCUUGCUGGAGUUAUAUGCAGAGUAGUUUUUCCAUUCCUAUCCCAAGUUGUCAUAAUCAGUGAAGCUUCUAAUGAGAUACCAUGUGGAUAUCUGUUCGAUGAUGACUUAAGUAUGUAGGAUCUUCUGUAAUAGCUUAUCACCAUCAUAUUGGGAGACAUAGCCCUGGUUUGAAAAUAGUUUGUGAAUCACCAGUGGGGGACUAUCAGAGCUCCCUUGACCAGCAAGUUAACCAAAUAACUCCUUACAGUCAUCUGAGAAAAAAACUCUGAUUCCCCUUCAUGGUCUAAGAUGUGCACUUUUCACAAUCUCUCCAAGAUAAACGUUGAGCCAUAUCAAUUACUUUUGUAUAUGUAUAAAUGUUUUUGUAUGUGUAUGUAAAAGUGCCUCCUUCUGACACACAUUUAGAGGUAUAAAUAUAUAUGUAUGUAUAAAAAUAAAUAUGUAUACAGGUGUAUGAA
Molecule: messenger RNA, 6957 nt
Organism: Peromyscus californicus insignis
Lineage: Eukaryota; Metazoa; Chordata; Mammalia; Rodentia; Cricetidae
Product: zinc finger CCHC domain-containing protein 3-like
Exons: 1
Coding region: 21-1214 (397 amino acids)
Biological process (GO): cellular response to exogenous dsRNA; positive regulation of RIG-I signaling pathway; activation of innate immune response
Cellular component (GO): cytoplasm
Molecular function (GO): RNA binding; zinc ion binding; double-stranded DNA binding
Source: RefSeq, a predicted model, not a curated record